AUGUCGACACAAUCGCCGUCCCAGACACCGGACGAGCAGCGCGUUGCUGAAGCGCGCGCUGCGGUCACAGCCUCUCUGUCCUCGGUCGGUGGAUCGAUGAACGCCGAGAUGCGACAGCGCGCAGGAGACAUACACGCAAAUGCAGCAGCCAUCGAGAAGCAGGAGAAAGAACUGGCCAAGCAGACGGCGGCGCUGGCCAAGGAGGGCGACAAAUGGCAAAAGAUGGCGGAUCAGAACGUGAAGAAGCUCAAUGAAAUGGGCGACCUCCAGAACUGGGCCGAGAUGAUCGAGCGCGACCUGUUGGUGGUGGAAGAGACGCUCCGGCUGGCCGAGGGCGAAGCCGAUCAAGGAAACGCAAGCGGGACAAAUGGGUGGACGCGGGGUUAA
Lasiodiplodia theobromae is the source of this 387-nucleotide messenger RNA. RefSeq lists its product as uncharacterized. NCBI's taxonomy places the organism in Eukaryota, Fungi, Ascomycota, Dothideomycetes, Botryosphaeriales, Botryosphaeriaceae. The transcript has a single exon. Bases 1 to 387 code for a protein of 128 amino acids. Gene Ontology annotation, biological process: endosomal transport. The record is from RefSeq and is a predicted model, not a curated record. Gene Ontology annotation, cellular component: BLOC-1 complex.